UCCGAGUCAGGUGGAGAAAGAGAGAGACAUUCAUCAUGAGUUUGAACGACAAAGACAAGGCUGCCGUCAAGGCCCUGUGGAACAAAAUCUCCAAGUCAGCUGAUGCCAUCGGGGCUGAAGCUCUGGGAAGGAUGCUUGUCGUCUAUCCGCAGACCAAGACCUACUUCUCCCACUGGUCAGACUUGAGCCCCGGCUCCGGCCCCGUGAAGGCCCACGGAAAGAAAGUGAUGAGUGGAAUCGCUCUGGCUGUGACCAACAUCGACAACCUGACCACCGGUCUGCUCGAUCUCAGCGAGCAGCACGCCUUCCAGCUGAGAGUGGACCCGUCCAACUUCAAGAUCCUCUCCCACUGCAUUCUCGUGGUGCUCUCCAUCAUGUACCCAAAGGAUUUCACCCCUGAGGCCCACGUCGCCUUGGAUAAGUUCCUGUGUGCAUUGGCCCUGGCUCUCUCAGAGAAAUACCGCUGAGCUGAUCCUUCAUUGUGGAAUGCGGUGCAUGUGCAAUCAUGUAACUCAUGGUGAAAAAAAAUCAUAGAAUAAACUGCAUAUCCAAAACUGA
Sebastes umbrosus (honeycomb rockfish) is the source of this 558-nucleotide messenger RNA. It is a transcript of the gene hbae5, whose product is annotated as hemoglobin, alpha embryonic 5. Bases 36 to 467 code for a protein of 143 amino acids. Gene Ontology annotation, biological process: hydrogen peroxide catabolic process; oxygen transport. The transcript has 3 exons. Gene Ontology annotation, molecular function: oxygen binding; organic acid binding; oxygen carrier activity. The record is from RefSeq and is a predicted model, not a curated record. Gene Ontology annotation, cellular component: blood microparticle; haptoglobin-hemoglobin complex; hemoglobin complex. NCBI's taxonomy places the organism in Eukaryota, Metazoa, Chordata, Actinopteri, Perciformes, Sebastidae.